This is a messenger RNA of Saccostrea echinata, 1091 nucleotides long. RefSeq lists its product as uncharacterized. The record is from RefSeq and is a predicted model, not a curated record. Bases 47 to 730 code for a protein of 227 amino acids. The transcript is spliced from 4 exons. Gene Ontology annotation, molecular function: delta(3)-delta(2)-enoyl-CoA isomerase activity; enoyl-CoA hydratase activity. NCBI's taxonomy places the organism in Eukaryota, Metazoa, Mollusca, Bivalvia, Ostreida, Ostreidae. Gene Ontology annotation, cellular component: peroxisome. Gene Ontology annotation, biological process: fatty acid beta-oxidation.
GAUACACUGAGGGGUCGUAGGGCUACCUGUUGUGUUCAACUUAAACAUGGGGAUAACGGUAGAAAUUCAUAAAGAUGGAUGUGCUUUACUGACCAUGAGAAACGGAGAAAAUCGAUGGAAUCUUACAACACUUAAACAGUUAAAUGACGCUCUGGAUGAAGUUGAGAGGAGUAAAUCUGUCCGUAUAUUGGUGACAACAGGGGAAGGAAGAUUUUACAGUAAUGGCAUCGACUUAGACUUUUUACUGCAAGUAGGGAGGGGAAGCAGUGAGUGGCAGCAGUUCUUUACUGUUCUCUUAGAUACUCUAUGGAGAGUCAUGCACUUUUCAGUUCCAACUGUGGCAGCAAUAAAUGGACAUUGUUUUGCUGGCGGAGCUUUCUUGGCAAUUUGUCAUGACUACAGGGUAAUGCGGUCUGAUCGAGGAUGGAUUUCAUGGAAUGAAACCUUAAUUAGCUCUCGGAUUCCAAAAUUUCUCAUCGAGAUUUUAGAACGGAAGCUUGAUGCUGAUGCCAAAAGAGAAUCAGUUAUAUUUGCAAAAAGAUUAACAGGCCCAGAAGCUGUAAACCUAAAGAUUGUGGACGGGGUUGUACCAGAGGCGAAUCUGAUUUCUGAAAGUAAAAGCCUUGGCUUUGGAGCCCUUGGUAAAAAUAACAUUAAAAGAGUAGACCUACAAAAUAUGAAGAAAGACAUGAUUCCUCGCACAAUGAGUGUCACAAAAGCUAAUCUUUAAAGAAUGAGUAAUAAGUACGAUAUGAAGAUUAUUUCUCUUUCAUAUUCCUGUUAUCAUACUCUGAAUAUUAGAGUCAAUUAGUAAUAAUGACAUGCUAAUAUACAAUAAAGUUCAUGUAAUAAAGCAUUGUUAAAUCAUGCAUGAUGUUUAUUAAUAUUUUUAUAUAUGAAAUGAUUUAAUUUGUGACAUUCCAUUAAAAGGGGUUCCACAUGAUAUGUUCUAAAUUUUAACUGCAUGUGUAACUUGCAGCAGCUACGUUAACGGUGAUUUCUCUGUUUGUACAAUUGAAAUCUAUUCAUCAAGUUUCAGGCAAAAUUUCCAUGCAUCUAUCUCUAUAUGUAUUAAUGAUUAAUGAAUAAAA